Molecule: messenger RNA, 4763 nt
Organism: Linum trigynum
Lineage: Eukaryota; Viridiplantae; Streptophyta; Magnoliopsida; Malpighiales; Linaceae
Source: the annotation of a GenBank genome assembly
UCAUGACAUUUUGGUUCAAAAGAUGGCUUUACCUAAUCCUACUCAAAGAAACGUGGUUCCUCAUCAUAAAAAAGAACCCUUUUCCCAUAAAAGAAAGGAGUUGAGGGAUCAAAACGUCAUCAAAUACUCAUUCCAGAACUGAUUCGUGUUCAUCUAGACAAAGAGGGAGCAAUUGCACAAACGGUCCACAAACUUCGGUUCAUUAACAAAUUGGCCACUUACCUUUAGGGAUGGCAACUUUGCCCAUACCCAUGGGUUUCUUACUAUCCAACCAAAUUGGGUUAGGUUUGAAAUCCAAAUAGAUAGAUAUGGGUAGAGUUUGAUGGGUUUGUACCCAUACCCAUUUACUUUAGGUUGAGUUGGGUUUAUAUCAAAUGGAUUUGGGUUUGUACCCAUGCCCAAAUACAAAUUACAGUUUGGUAACCAAACUUAAUAGACAUGCAUAUUUAGUAUCUAAAUUUUUUUUUCAUAUAAGUCCUCAAAAUAUCGAUGGAAAAUUACGUUUUGGCACCUAAAUUUUUUUGGUCUUACAUUUUGGUACCUAAACUUUUCAAGUUUUGCAAAUAGGUCCAAUUUUUGCAUGUGUAGUUAAAACACCCUCAAGUAAAUGGAUAUCCAUAUCCAACCCAUACCCAUUUAGAUUAUGGAAGCCCCAAACCCAUCUAUAAACCUCCAAAUCCAUAUGCACUUCACCCAUACCCAACCCAUUACCAAUGGGUUUACUUGGGUUUGGGUAUAAUUACCCAUGGGUGGGUAAUUUGCCAUCCCUACUCACCUUUGCUAGGGACAAUGAAUUCACCAUUGCACUUCGUAACAACAACAAAAUAAAACAAUCACUUCCUCUAUUUCAUCGAAUCUCUAUCAUAAUAAACGCGUCAAUCGAUCCAGUUUAAAUCAAUCAGACACUUCUUCAAACAAAACCUAGUCAGCCAACACAAAGCAGUUCUAAAGCACAUACAACACAAACUCCAUCCUAAUCUCUACCUCACCAUCCUAAUCUCCAUCUGUUGAAUAACUAGACUAUGUUCUCAACCCAUUUUUACUCUCUUUUUUUUUACCAGGUAUUUUCCUUCUGAUCCGAAUACGCGAGACAUGUAUGAAGUUCAAGGCAAUCGUGAUGCUCUUCAUCAUUGAUUCUGGUUGAGGAUAAACGAAAUCAUUAUUUCGUCAAUUCCAAAAUUUAAUAGCGAACUCGACGUAUACCGAAAAAUUUUGUGACCGAGUUUUGACCGACCCCAAAAGUUGAGUGGCGGUUUUGAGUAAUUGACCCCGAAAGAGAAGAGAGAACACAUGAAAGAAAGGAAAGGAAAGGAGGGGAAAUGAAAAAUCCGACGUAAAAGUAGAGCUACCUACCAAAUCCAGCCCCCUCAUAUCUGCAACCACUUGUCUUUCUCACCAACUUGGUCAAAAUCCCUUCUCCUUCCCUCUCUCUCUCACCACAGAUUUCAUUUCAAUUCAAUUUUCACCCCAUUUUCUUCUCUCUUCUCCACUUUCCAUCCUCUCUUCUUCUUCUACCUUCCUCCCUCCCUCUCUCUGCUCUAUAAUUAAUACUCCAUUCUCAGUCCUCUCUUAUUGGCAACACCCACCUUCCCUUUUCUUCAUCUUCUCUACAAUAAAUUCGCUCUCCCCUGUUUUUCCUCUCUCUCAGACUUUUCGUCGAACAGUUAACAGACAAACGAGUCAGGUACUUGUGUAAACCUGCUGUUGACGUCUCUCUCCACGAAACCAAUUUCAAACAAGAGAAGAGAAACAGAACCCAUUUCUCCGAUUUGAAAAAGAGAAAGGAACACACCAUGGGAAGGUCUCCUUGUUGCGAGAAGGCUCACACCAACAAAGGCGCCUGGACGAAAGAAGAAGACCAGCGCCUUGUUGAUUACAUCCGCACUCAUGGCGAAGGCUGCUGGCGCUCCCUCCCCAAAUCUGCCGGGUUGCUUCGGUGCGGGAAGAGUUGCAGACUGAGGUGGAUUAAUUACCUUAGGCCUGAUCUCAAAAGAGGGAAUUUCUCUGAAGAAGAAGAUGAACUCAUCAUUAAGCUUCACAGCCUUCUUGGAAACAAAUGGUCGUUGAUUGCCGGAAGACUGCCGGGAAGAACAGAUAACGAGAUCAAGAACUACUGGAACACUCACAUCAAGCGAAAGCUCAUGAGCCGCGGGAUCGACCCGCAGACCCACCGUUCCCUCAACGAGAAACCAACCUCCGCCGCCGUUCCCGCAACCACCACCACCACCGUCACCGCCGCUGCUGUUACUGCUCCGACGAAGCCUACCCAGUUGGAUUUCAAAUCGGCGCCGGCUCAAGCUCAAUCCAUGGCGGAAAUAAACCGUCUCCUCCAAUCCAACACGAUGAAGGCUAGCAGUAUCCUGGAUUUCAAAUUCCAAACGGUGGUAAAAGCAGAGUCCGUCGAGGAAAACAACUGCUCCAGCAGUGGGAUGACCACCGACGAAGAACAGCAGUUUCAAAGGCCUGCCGUCGCCGCCUCCGGCGGCGAGCGGCGGGAGGAAUUGAAUUUGGAUCUUACAAUCGGACUUGCUACUCCAUCUUCUUGUUCUCGAACGACGACCCGGCCGAGUUCGGCUUCCUCCGGGAACUCUGCCGAAUCGAAGCUUCAAUUCCACCCAAAAUUUCAAUUUUCCGGCACGGCAGCUACGGCGCCGAGGACGGCGGAGGCCGUCUGCUUGUGUUGGCAGUUGGGCGGCGGAGCUCGUGGGAAUUGCCACUGCCAACAUUCUCCCGGUGGGCGGCAACAGCAGCAGAUUAGAUAUCAGUAUUGCUAAUAAUAAUUUCCAGUUUCAUCCCUUAAUUUCUGUUUCUUUUCCAUUUUGGGACAGAUUUGUGUUUACUAUUUAGGUUCCUUUUUUUGUUCUUUUAACCUUUUUGGGUAAAGCUGAAUCUAAGAUGGGGGAAGGGGUAAAAAAAGCUUUUCACUGGCCAAGUGUAAUUGUAAGGUAAAAAAAACAGCACUAGAGAGAUGUUCAAAGUACUUACUAUGUGGUAAAUGUUAUUUUUACUCCAUGGGGUGACACAUUAUAUCGUAUUGUAUUUUGAUGGGUAGUACCGUAGCAGAAGUAGUUUUAGAACUUGGGUUUGAAAAUAUAAAUACAAAAUUACUAUCCAACAUUAUUAAAUGCCUUCUUCUUCAACCUUCUGGUUUUCUUAUGCAUUAGUUUGGUUGUCGUGCGCCCAAUCCGAUUAUGGUAUUCACAGUUUAUCUAUGAGAAUUUGUUUACUGGACGUACAAUCGUUGAUGAAUUGUGGGUUGGACACAUUUUGGAGAGAGAAAAAAUGCCACCCACUUCCAUCCAACGGUCACGGAGCAUCAUACAUUCGAUCCAACACUUGUGCAUAAUGCGAGCAUGUUAUCACAAAUGGGCUAUGAGCACCUUAGCCGAGUUGUACUCACCCAACGCGCUUUUAGGUUAAUGGUAUAUUAUUGUAGCUUUGCCACUCAAAACAUCUAGUGGUGAAAACAUGACCAAAUUACUUCUACUCAAUCGGAUGUCAACAACAAACUGGUAAUAGCAUUGUAACAUGAAUGUGUUGGAUUCAAAUCGAACUACUCUUCAAUUGUUUUCCUGUCAUUUUUGGUGUUUAGUUAUAAGUACUAUGUACAACCAACAACAAAAAUCUAACACUACCAACCUAAACCCAUGUUUUAGUUUGAAAAUCAACCUAACAUCCCACUAUAUAUGUUUUCAAAUAACAAAGAUCACUUAGCUGUAAAGCUGAAACUCGACAUAGUGGGGAAAAUGGAACAUUGUACUUGAAUAAAUUCCCAGUGUUUUAGGGAUAUACCAUGAGACCAAUUUCAUGUGGGGGGAUGAGGUUCUUCCUUAUAGCAUGUGAUCGUGUUUUAGGGUCAUAUGGUCAUAUGGUCUGUUAAUUAUAUAUUGUUUUUUAUCAUAAAAAGUGUAAAAGCAUCUUGUACCUAAUUAGUAAUUAUUAGGAUUAGUGUGACAUUAAUCUACUUUCUCAUUUGAAUGAGUUUCAUAUAUGUAACCUUUCCUCUCUUUUUUUUUUUUCUGCAUGUACUGAGUUUUCAUUUCUAGAAGUAAAACUUCAUGUUAUUAGGAAAAUUUAGUGAAAACUAUAAUUUGUAUGCAUAGUUAAGCUAUUGAACUUGCGAUGAAGGUUCCUAACCUAUAUGAUCAUCAUAUUAUGUGUGCAUGUGGAGCUAAAAUUAUACCAAAACACUUUAAGCUCGGUUAUUUAAGCAUUUUAUAAGCAUUAUGACAUAGAAUUCUCUAUAGGUAGGGUGCUAAACCUGCGUGGAUGUUGCAAUACAUUAGAGACAGAUCUUCAUAUCGACAAAGUAUGAGAGAGAUAUGGGAGUCAUAAGGAAUAAUCUAACAUUAACUCACAAAAUGUGCUUUGUGGUGAAAUGAAUGAGCUUUUGUAAGAAUUAUGAAGUUAAAUAUGCUCAUAGUGAAGUAGUUUAGAUAUGGAUGACAUCUUGUCUCUUGAGAAGUCACCAUGAUGCAUCCCAAAAGUAAAACUGUGUGGAAAUGGGCCCAAAACAUAAUAUUGAUUAGAAAAAGGAGUUAGGAUGUUACAGAUGCUUUUGUUAACAUAAAAUCAUGCUUUUGUCAACAUAAAAUCGAAACGGUUAAAAGUAUGCUUAUUCGUCUCAAGUAUAAACUGUUUAGUAGCAAGUGAGUUGUUAAAAAAUCGGCAUGUGACAUAUACUCGCACAAUAAGAAGAUAAAACAUAAGAACCACUUUAGUUUUGUUAAUUUAUUUGACAUUUAUAAAUUAUACUAACGAUU